CCUGAAGAAGUCAAGAUGAUGUCUUUUCAAAAUCACAAGGGUCCCACUGACGGGAAAACAGUGAGUUCCUGUGCCAAGAUCCCUGUGGAUGUGUUUUAUGAACCAAAGAAUAUACGCAAGGCCAUCCAGGAUAUUUCUGCAUACUUUUCAGAUGAAGAGUGGGGAAAGCUGACCAAAUGGCAGAAAAGUGCCUACGUGUAUAUGAAAAGAAACUACGACCGAAUGAUGGGCCUAGGGGUCACAGUGAACCAACCAGUUUUCAUGCGCUGCAAGGAGCAGGCCAAGCGACCCCUGGUCGAAUGUGUUGAAAUUCCUGAUAGUGAAGAUGAAUCCUCUGACAGAGCUUGUGGCGUGACACAGAGAAAACGGAUAAAGCUGGUGUCAGUGACAAUUUGUAUUCAUGACAUCAGAGAAGAACUUGCCUCUGGAAAGCAUGGUUUCUACUUAACAGAAUCGGGUACCGUUUACAUAAAUCCCUGGAAAUACAGGCUUCGAGAGAGGAAGAAGAGAGUGAGAUAUGCAGAGAUUAGUGAUCCUGAAGAAGAUGAUGACGAUUAUUGA
Molecule: messenger RNA, 561 nt
Organism: Arvicanthis niloticus (Nile rat)
Lineage: Eukaryota; Metazoa; Chordata; Mammalia; Rodentia; Muridae
Product: protein SSX4-like
Biological process (GO): regulation of DNA-templated transcription
Cellular component (GO): nucleus
Source: RefSeq, a predicted model, not a curated record